This is a messenger RNA of Sodiomyces alkalinus F11, 1051 nucleotides long. Its product is annotated as acyl-protein thioesterase. Gene Ontology annotation, molecular function: carboxylic ester hydrolase activity; palmitoyl-(protein) hydrolase activity. Gene Ontology annotation, biological process: protein depalmitoylation. The transcript has 2 exons. Lineage: Eukaryota; Fungi; Ascomycota; Sordariomycetes; Glomerellales; Plectosphaerellaceae. Gene Ontology annotation, cellular component: cytoplasm. Bases 1 to 798 code for a protein of 265 amino acids. The record is from RefSeq and is a predicted model, not a curated record.
AUGGAUCUCGCCUUGGUCACCUUUCCGCCCGUGACGGAACAUACUCACACAGUCGUCUUCCUUCACGGACGGGGCGGAACUGCCAAAUCACUCGCCGCUUCCCUGCAUUCCUCGCCAACGUCGCAGGGCCUUUCCCUGCCGGCCGCCUUCCCAUCGUUCCGCUGGGUCUUCCCCCAAGCGAAGUAUAGCUACCGCGCCGCCAACCCCAUCGAGUACAUCUCCCAGUGGUUCGACUCAUGGAAUCUCCAGGACUUUUCCGAGCGCGCAGAGGUGCAGGUCGAGGGCCUACGGGAGAGCGUGGCGCUAAUACGCCGCCUUCUCCGCGACGAGGCGCAACUGCUGGGAGGCCGGUGGGACAGGAUCGUCCUCGCAGGGAUCAGUCAGGGUGCCGCUACGUCAAUGCACACGCUUUUUAACCUCAGGACGGACGCGAAUAUGAAUGGGAACCGACUAGGGGGCGUUCCGAGGCUAGGUGCCGUGGUGGGCUUCUCUUGCAGGAUACCGUUCCCCGGGGGUACAUUGGCAGAGAAACGACAGCUUUUGAACCUGGAAGACGUCCCGGAGGACAACGAAGUGAUCCGGAACACGCCUGUGCUCCUGGAGCAUUGCGCCGAUGAUCCGCUAAUCAAGGUGGACUUGGGCCGGGACCUGCGGGAUCAACUGGAAAGCUACGGGUCGCCAAUUACGUGGAAGGAGUACCCAGACGGAGGCCACUGGUUCAACUGGCCAACCGGCAUGGACGACGUCGUCCAAUUCCUGCACCGCGAGUUACGUCUCGGGGAAGAGCUAAGAACAUAGCAUUCGCUCAUCGUUUUUUAAGACGCGAUGCAGGGGACGGCGAUAACGAUGGGGGGGAUCCUGGGAGGGCUACAAUGUAGACCCUGCUAGGGCCGGAUGGUGCAGUUCUGGAAACGGGAGAGGACAAAAAUAUGCGAUAACACACGGCACGACGCAGUGCCCGGUCUAGACUACGUUCUCGGUUAUAGGAGUAAUGGCUUGGUGGGAAAAUGGGGAAAUGGAGAAGCAACGCUCUGGUUAGAUUGGGAGAGGC